Messenger RNA from Piliocolobus tephrosceles (Ugandan red Colobus), 441 nucleotides. Its product is annotated as putative double homeobox protein 2. Lineage: Eukaryota; Metazoa; Chordata; Mammalia; Primates; Cercopithecidae. The record is from RefSeq and is a predicted model, not a curated record. The transcript has a single exon. The annotation marks the transcript as partial. Gene Ontology annotation, cellular component: nucleus. Gene Ontology annotation, biological process: regulation of transcription by RNA polymerase II. Gene Ontology annotation, molecular function: DNA-binding transcription factor activity, RNA polymerase II-specific; RNA polymerase II transcription regulatory region sequence-specific DNA binding.
AGCCCGCCGGCGGCUCUCUGCCCGUGUCUGUCCGCGAAAUUCCGGCCAGGUCUCCCCGCGAUGGCUCUCGCGACACCUGCCGAGGGCGCCCUCCCGGCGGAAGCCCGAGGACGAGGACGGCGAAGGAGACUCUUUUGGACCCCGAGCCAAAGGGAGGCCCUGCAAGCCUGCUUUGAGCGGAACCCCUACCAGGCCAUCGCCACCAGAGAAGAGCUGGCCCAGGCCAUCGGCAUUCCGGAGCCCGGGGUCCAGAUUUGGUUUCAGAACGAGAGAUCAUGCCAGCUGAGGCAGCACUGGCGGGAACCUCGACCCUGGCCCGGGAAACGCGGCCCGCAGGAAGGCAGGCGAAAGCGCACCGCCGUCACCCGGUCCCAGACCGCCCUGCUCCUGCGAGCCUUCCAGCAGGAUCGCUUUCCCGGCAUCGCCACCCGGGAAGAAUUG